Drosophila takahashii is the source of this 719-nucleotide messenger RNA. RefSeq names its product Reduction in Cnn dots 4 (gene Rcd4). Lineage: Eukaryota; Metazoa; Arthropoda; Insecta; Diptera; Drosophilidae. The record is from RefSeq and is a predicted model, not a curated record.
UGCUGUUUAAAAUCAGAGGCGAGUUGAAAAGUACUUUCGUAUUCCUUGCGGCUCUGUUCAAAAUGCCGCACAAGCGUAAAACCCGACUCAAUAUGAACCAGAGGACCUCCACGACGCGUCGUGUUCAAUUGGCGCCCACAGCAAGGCCAAACAUCCUGGUUCAAUCCUGCAAUGGCGUCGAGGCGGAGAUCCCGAUGCCGGAUAAUCCGAAGCCCAAAAGUACCGGACCGACGUCCCAGAGACCCUUAAUAAUCGACAAGUUUGCCGUGCCCCAGUACAACACCACCGUGCGCAAGCAAAGCGAGGUUCAGAUAAUAUCCCACAUUAUGCUGGACACGAAAAUUCAAUCGGAAGCUAAUGCAGUUAUAGCACCAAAGGUCACCCAGAAGAUGAACUUCCCGCCGGAUCAGACUGUCUUCAAGGAUCUGGUGCCCCUAAAUGUCAACGAUUCCGUGCUGGUGCCGAAAAAAAUCAAAACCGAUGCCUCGAAGAACAAGCCCUCCAAGGAAACCGAGCCGAACAAGGCCAAAAGCGAGCCCCAACUGGCCGACUAUGCGGAAAAGGUGGAACCCAUUGAGAUGGCCAUUCCGGAGCCACAGAUCCAUUUGGAUUGCACACAAGAACCCUUUGAUUUUCUCGGCGCCUAUCGCCAGAUCUACUAUUAGAGUUACAUUUUAUUUAUAAAUAUAUCCGAGUCGCAUGUUGGGUAGCUUGGUUAA